This is a messenger RNA of Fundulus heteroclitus (mummichog), 1487 nucleotides long. RefSeq names its product pyruvate dehydrogenase kinase, isozyme 4 (gene pdk4). The record is from RefSeq and is marked provisional. Gene Ontology annotation, cellular component: mitochondrion. Lineage: Eukaryota; Metazoa; Chordata; Actinopteri; Cyprinodontiformes; Fundulidae. Gene Ontology annotation, biological process: regulation of glucose metabolic process; protein phosphorylation. Gene Ontology annotation, molecular function: pyruvate dehydrogenase (acetyl-transferring) kinase activity.
CAAUCGUUAAACUGGAUUGUACUGGAGUCAGAAAGGACGGCUUGUCCCUGAGACGCAGCUAGCAGUUGGGGUCUGCUACCGAGGGGAGGCAAAAAUGAGGUUCGCCCAGUUUUUGUUGAAAAACGGCUCGUUGGCGGGGAUACCGAGGCAAGUGGAGAGGUUUUCCAAGUUCUCCCCGUCCCCGUUAUCCAUGAAGCAGUUUCUUGACUUCGGCUCUGCCAACGCGUGCGAGAAGACGUCCUUUGUGUUCCUGCGACAGGAGCUGCCCGUCAGACUGGCCAACAUCAUGAAGGAAAUCGAUUACCUCCCCGACAAGCUCCUUGGCACUCCUUCAGUGAAGCUGCUGACCAGCUGGUAUUCACGGAGUUUGAUGGAGCUGGUUGACUUUUUAGAAAAAGACCCGGACGACAAGGAUGUCCUGAAAAACUUCACCCAGAUUCUCGUGAACAUCCGGAACCGGCACAACAACGUGGUCCCCACCAUGGCCCAGGGGGUGUUGGAGUUCAAGGAGGCGUUCGGCGUGGACCCCGUCACCAACCAGAACGUCCAGUACUUCCUGGACCGCUUCUACAUGAGCCGCAUCUCCACACGCAUGCUCAUGAACCAGCACACAUUAAUCUUUGAUGGCAGCGUAAAUCCAGCCCAUCCCAAACACAUCGGCAGCAUCGACCCCAGCUGUGACGUGGCGGAGGUCGUAAAGGAUGCGUAUGAGACCUCGAAAAUGCUGUGUGAGCAGUAUUACCUCACCUCGCCUGAUAUGGAGAUCAAGGAAGUCAACUCUAAAAGCCCCGGCCAGCCCAUCCACAUCGUUUAUGUUCCAUCACAUCUCUACCACAUGCUGUUUGAACUCUUCAAGAACGCCAUGCGAGCCACCGUAGAGACGCACGAGACGAGCCCGACGUUGCCCCCGAUCAAAGUCCGCGUCUCGCUGGGCAUCGAGGACCUCACUAUCAAGAUGUCGGACAAAGGUGGCGGAGUCCCCUUGAGGAAGAUCGAGCGCCUCUUCAGCUACAUGUACACCACGGCUCCGAGUCCCGUCCAUGUGGACAUGUCGAGAAACGCUCCUCUGGCUGGCUUUGGUUACGGCCUGCCCAUCUCUCGCCUUUAUGCCAAGUAUUUCCAGGGAGACCUGCAGCUCUACUCCAUGGAGGGCUACGGCACUUCGGCUGUCAUAUAUUUGAAGGCCAUGUCCUCGGAGUCGGUGGAGAGGCUUCCCGUUUUCAACAAGUCGGCCCUGCGGCACUACCAGGCCAGCAUAGAGGCAGACGACUGGUGCAUGCCCAGCAAGGAGCCAAAGAAGCUGGGCAAGUACGAGCGCACCCAGUGAUGGCGGACCGAAAGGAGAAAACGCAAGAGACUCUGAAACAGUUUGAAUGAACGCGUCAGGCAGGAAAACGUAGAGAGCCCUGAGAGGAGCGGAAGCUGUCGGCACGUUUGCUGAACCUUGAUCUGUUGGUGAAAUCUGGGAUCUUCUCUCAGACAAGAAC